Penicillium olsonii is the source of this 1155-nucleotide messenger RNA. The record is from the annotation of a GenBank genome assembly. Lineage: Eukaryota; Fungi; Ascomycota; Eurotiomycetes; Eurotiales; Aspergillaceae.
AUGCAGUAUAAAUUGUUGCUCACGGCCCUUCUUUCUCUGCUGCCGGUUACCAUCGCAGCCGAUCCUCGCUACUGUCAGGGGAAAACGAGCCUUAACACCCAAGACUUCACUCUCAAGGAGUCUCUGGAUAAUGCUCACCUGCCUGUGCUAUCCAAGUACUUCAAAUCAAAGGGCAAGAUUGCAAGCGUCACGGCGGUACUUCAAUCUGCCAACCGUGCUCUAAGCAAAGGCUCACCCCCAGUCGGCAAGGAAUCUCCUGUCGAGGCAUGGGCGUGGAACUCAGGCGACGACAAGACGAAGGAGUGGAUCCCCCAGGGAAUCACCAGCUCGGCCGACGCAUACGCAAAGGGAACCUGGAAUGAUCAUGAGGCAUGGGUCGUCAGUUGGUAUCGCGACGGGGAUAGCGUCCGGCUCAGCUUUGUCGACCGCAAGACACACAAGUAUCGGCACGUCAUGCUUGUAUACCCUACCGCAGACGACGACUUCAAAUCGAUCGCCAUCCACGCCAGCGGCAUCAUGUGGUAUGGAAAUGUGGUGUAUGUCGUCGACACCAAGAAUGGCAUUCGCGCUUUCGAUCUGGAUAAUAUUUGGGAAGUUGAAAUUGCAGACGGUGUCGGAAAGUCCAAGGAUGGCAAAUCGUAUUCCGCAGAUGGGUACCUAUAUGUGCUUCCUCAAAUCCGUUGGUACAAAUGGACCCCUGGUGAAGACUCGCAUUUCCGUUUCUCUUGGAUCUCUCUGGACCGCAGUGAUUCACCCGAUACUCUCAUGGUGGGCGAGUUUGUGCGCGACGGAGAGAAGUCCAAGGAAAACAAUACCCCCGUCCCCAUUCGCUAUGUCAAGUACAAUUUGGAUUCUUCGACUCGCAGGCUUCAUACCAAAAACGAAAUUGCCACGGCCAGCUGGGCGUAUUGUGUCAAUAUCCCCAAUGUCCAGGGUGCUGUUUCGUACGAUAAGAGGUUCUACAUUUCCCGCAGCACUGGCCGAGCCCCUAAACAGGGCGAUCUUUUCAUCUGGGAACAGGGGAAGACGGCGACAGAACACCAAGGGUGGUUUAUGGCCGGAAAUGAAGAUAUGAGCUUCAAUCCUGUGCACAAAGAGUACUAUACAGUCACUGAGUAUGACAGAGACCGGUAUAUUUUGGCAUACAAGGUCUAG